This is a messenger RNA of Pipistrellus kuhlii (Kuhl's pipistrelle), 2042 nucleotides long. It is a transcript of the gene BTNL2, whose product is annotated as butyrophilin like 2. Gene Ontology annotation, molecular function: signaling receptor binding. The transcript is spliced from 7 exons. The record is from RefSeq and is a predicted model, not a curated record. Gene Ontology annotation, biological process: regulation of cytokine production; T cell receptor signaling pathway. The coding region runs from base 85 to 1638 and encodes 517 amino acids. NCBI's taxonomy places the organism in Eukaryota, Metazoa, Chordata, Mammalia, Chiroptera, Vespertilionidae. Gene Ontology annotation, cellular component: external side of plasma membrane.
GGAAGCCUAGGGCCCAGUUUGGUGUGGGUCGGUGAGGCAUCCUCACUCAGGGCUGCCCGCUCUCUCCUCUCUUCCCCAGGGAGGAUGGUGGACUUCCCUGGGUACAGCCUGUCCGGCGCGGCCGCCUCCUUCCUCUUCGUGCUGCUCACCAUGAAGCAGUCAGAGCACUUCAGAGUGAUUGGUCCCGCUCACGGCAUCCUGGCCAGGGUCGGGGAAGAUGCCCUCCUCACCUGUCAGCUCUUCCCCCAGAGGAGCGCGGCGCACAUGGAGGUGAGGUGGUACCGCUCGGAGCCCAGCGCGCAUGUGCUGCUUGCACACCAGGGCGGAGCUGAGGUGAGCGAGAUGCAGACGGAGGAGUACCGCGGCCGAGUGGAGUGGGUGGAGGACGGCCUGGCCCAGGGAAGCGUGGCUCUGAAGAUGUACAACAUCCGACCCUCCGACGACGGGCAAUACUGGUGCCGUUUCCAAGAGGGGCACUACUGUGGAGAGACCAGCCUGCUGCUCCGAGUGGCAGGUCUGGGGUCCGCCCCGCACAUCCGCAUGGCGGGACCCGCGGACGGUGAGGUCCAGCUCGUGUGCACUGCGGAGGGCUGGUUCCCGGAGCCCCGGGUUCACUGGGAAGACUCCAGCGGGGAGGCGCUGCUGACUCUCUCUGAGCAUCACAUCCCCGACGAAGAUGGCUUGUUCCGCGUGGAAGCCACGCUCGUGGUCAGGAUCGCCUCCGCGGGCACUGUGUCCUGCUCCGUCCACAACCCCGUCCUCGCCGAGGAGAAGGGCGCAGUCCUCUCCGUCCCGGAGAAACUCCAAACUGAGCUGGCUUCCUUAAAAGUGAUUGGACCUUCCCAGCCCCUUCUUGUCAGAGUGGGAGAAGACAUACAGUUAACCUGUUGCCUGUCCCCCGAGGCUAAUGCACAGAGCAUGGAGGUGAGGUGGGUCCGAGCUCACCGUUACCCUGCUGUUCAUGUGUAUGUGGAUGGGGACCAUGUGUCUGCAGAGCAGAUGGCAGAAUAUAGAGGGAGGACAGUGCUGGUGACUCACGCCAUCAGCGAGGGGAGGCUGACCCUGCAGAUACAUGAUGCCAGGACUUCAGACGAUGGGCAGUACCGGUGCCUUUUUGAAAAAGACGGUGUCUACCAGGAGAACACCUUGGAUGUGAAGAUAGUAGGUCUGGGCUCUUCCCCACGGAUCACCCUGGAGGGACCUGUGGACGGGGAGAUGCGGCUGGUGUGCUCCUCGGAAGGCUGGUUCCCGCAGCCCCGGGUGCGGUGGACGGACUCGGAAGGGAAGCCCGUGCCCUCAUCCUCAGAGGCGCUGGCCCAGGGCGGCGAUGGGCUGUUCCAGGUGGAGGCCUUCCUUCGGGUCAUAAGCAGCUCUGCUGCCAACGUGAGCUGCUCCGUCAGCAACCCGGUCCUGGGCGAGGAGAGGACGGCCACCUUCCUUCCCUCCGACUGCAGGAUGACUUUUUCAUGGAAGAUACUGCUUCUCCUGGGACUGCCUGCUGUGGUGGUUGUCGGCCUGAUCCAGAUGAAGAGCUUUGGUAAAGGUACGAGAGGCAAACAGGCUGUGGGCACACUCCGCCGGGGGAACCUUCUCUCUUCAGGAGGCGCCUAUGGCAGUCAUUCACCGAACAGUCAGUAACUGAUGAAACACGCGGGUCCAUGACUUAACGUUCAUGCACCAGGAUUGGUGCUGAGUGAGGUCAGAAUUCACAGUGAUAUAGAAGCAGAAGGAUGUAAAGACAAUCAUCUGUGGCUAUGGACAUUCCCAAGUGCUGUUGUUAGGGGAGAGGAAGAAAAAUGGUGGCAAGGCCAGCUGGCUUUCCAGGCUGUGAGCUGAGACACAGAUCCAUGGGCAGGAACAUCUCACUGAGCUUUCACAAUGUGGUGACUUGCUUAUUGGUGAUGAAAGACUUCUCAUGUGUUGAGAGGCUGUUCUAAGUGCCCUAGAAAGUUCCUCUACUUUAAAUUUCUUAUUCACGGUAACAUUUGCUUGCCUGUUUGGAUGUUAAUUUCACAAAAUUAAUAUUUUUAAUACUUCCAUAA